Spizellomyces punctatus DAOM BR117 is the source of this 1787-nucleotide messenger RNA. RefSeq lists its product as uncharacterized. The record is from RefSeq and is a predicted model, not a curated record. Gene Ontology annotation, molecular function: protein binding. Bases 152 to 1648 code for a protein of 498 amino acids. Lineage: Eukaryota; Fungi; Chytridiomycota; Chytridiomycetes; Spizellomycetales; Spizellomycetaceae. The transcript is spliced from 3 exons.
GAGUGGACUUUAUAGACUUAAUACUUGCCCCAGCGUCACCACAGCGGGUCAAGACAGAAAUACACUACUCUGUACUCUAAUCCAAUGAAGGUGGAGUUCAGAUAAGCAAAAACGAAACGGCUGGCUUCGUUCAACAAAAGAAGUGUGCGAAAUGAGCGGCGGUGCAAGGGGAGGUUUGCCGUUACGUUAUCCCUCUUGGGCACCCUCCGCAAGUAAUCCAAAGAAUUAUCCUUGUGUACUGAGAACGACGGCGACCAACGCCGCAAUGACCAGCACACUAGUACUCCAAUGCCGUCCUCAUUCAUUCCUCCCAGUGUGCCUUUUCUGGAUUGCCAUAUCAGUCCUGACUGGAGCGGAAGCUGUCCCAGUCCCACCUAACUCGCCUGGAACAGGGCUUGGGUUUGUGGAGCACAAGGUCGAUGCCUCUUCGUUUGCGUGCCGGGGUGUUCUGGCCGGUGGGCCGGAGGGAUGGUAUCUUCAAAGAGAAAAACCAGUAACAAUAACGUGGGAAGGCCUACGGCCAGCAGCAGCCCAAAGACUGAUGCUCGAGUUAGCGACACCCGCAGGAAGCCGCUGUAACGUCACAACCACACCUGUGGAGUGGAGCUUAAGUCGAUACACCUACUCUGUGCCAUCUUCAGCUGUUAUUGCUAAUGAAGGACCUUGGACACUGACGUCCCCUGACGGUGCCAUGGGCUCGCUUUCGAAUGUCUUCCUAGCCAAUGACAUUGGUUCCUGCCAGACCACAGCGGCCAAUAACGGGGGAGGUGUACCAAGUUAUGUAGGCCCAGUUACAGCAACGGCAGCGGUCGUCAUUGUCGGUAUGGGUGGCCUGGUGUGGUUCAAACGACAUCGACGCGUAAUGCGAAGCAAAAGAAAGGGAAAAGCAUGGGAGGUUGGUAGAGACUCGGAGCAGAUGCAAGAGAAAGGGACAAAAGUUCAAGAGUGGAUGGCGAAAGCGGUCAAAAAAGGACCGAAAUCGAGAGACCCGCAAACAGGAUCGGAUGUAUCCGAUAAUGGAUCUACAGAGUAUGGUGGAAGUAACAAGUCCGUAUACUCCGAUGGCCCAUUGUUAUUCUCAUCUGGAACGUUGGAAGACCUCAAAAGCCCAAGUGGGACCUCCGCCAAGUCACGAUCUAGUUCGUCAUCACAGAGCAACCUGGAGACCACGGUGCCAAAGCCAGCCGUCCGCACGUACACUGGCCCGCCUCCACGAUUUGCUGGCGGCUCCUCUACAUGGCGACCACCAAGAGAGGCUGGCAUUCUUUGCAAAGCCGUAUUUGCACAUAAGCCAGAGCAACCCGACGAAAUGAAUCUUCGUCGAGGCGACUAUGUGGUAGUCGAUGCCUUCUUUGAAGAUGGGUGGACACUCGUCCAUUCUCAGGACCCAUUAAAAUUCAAGUUCAAAAAGGGCAAGGAGAAAGCGGGAGCUGAGACUCGCAAAUGGAUGCCAAAAGCGAAGUCAAAGACCAAUGAUCAAGAAGACCUCAAGAAAGAAGGACGCGAUCAAAACUCCUCUGGAAUGGUACCAUGGCAUUGUCUAGCACUUGCGACGGAGCAAGAUGUACGGCAGUUGGCAAAAACAGUCUCAGAGGUUAGCGUAAAUAGUGGAGUUACCGGUAACUACGCCAUGUCACAUAGACUUUAGAGUAGUGUCGAGCACGUACCGUCCCACCGUUGACUGUGAUGAGCAUUGAUGGCUGCGUCAGUGCAAGUUAUAUAACGUUCUAUGCAAAGUUCUGAUGAUGGAAAUAAAUUUUGGGUUUUUGGAAAGACCAAAUAUCUUG